GUCUGGGCCAUUAUUUUGUCCUGAAGCGUAAAAUGAACAACAGGCUAAGCGUUCCUUGAAAUGAAUUAAAUAUUAAUUCACGGAAAUAUUUUUUUUCCUCCGUCUUUCCUCCAGAGACCCUCUGAUGGAGCGGGUCGCUCAGUAGCGGGCCAGCUCGGUCCUCCGUUGGACUCGAAGGCCGAAAACGCUGCGCGGGGUGACAGCCCCGUUACAGGCAGGCAGGCGGGCGGGCAGGCGGGCAGCGGUUAGGGUGUUUGUCGGCUCGGCUAGCCGCUCUGCUAGCUUCCUACACAGCGGGAAGGGGAGAGGAGGGCAGCUAAGUCUGGAGAGACGGAGCGGAGACUGGCUCUGUCCAACCGGCAGAAGCGAUGGCUCACCUUGGAGACCUGCAGAACCAGAACACCAAACUGGACCCUGAGGAGUACUUCACCAAGCAGGAGCGAAUAGGAAAGGGUUCUUUUGGAGAGGUUUACAAGGGCAUCAACAACCGCACCAAGGAGGUGGUGGCCAUUAAAAUCAUCGACCUGGAGGAAGCUGAGGAUGAGAUCGAAGACAUUCAGCAGGAGAUCACAGUCCUGAGCCAAUGUGACAGUCCGUUUGUUACCAAGUAUUAUGGAUCAUACCUGAAGGGGACCAAGCUGUGGAUCAUCAUGGAGUAUUUAGGUGGAGGAUCUGCUCUGGAUCUGCUCCGCCCAGGACCUCUGGAAGAAACCUACAUCGCCACCAUACUGCGGGAAAUUCUGAAAGGCCUGGAGUAUCUGCACUCUGAGAGGAAGAUCCACAGAGACAUUAAAGCCGCCAACGUGCUCCUGUCAGAGCAGGGCGACGUGAAGCUGGCAGAUUUCGGAGUUGCUGGACAGCUGACGGACACCCAGAUCAAGAGGAACACAUUUGUUGGCACGCCUUUCUGGAUGGCUCCUGAGGUCAUCAAACAGUCUGCGUACGACUUCAAGGCGGAUAUCUGGUCCCUGGGAAUAACCGCCAUCGAGCUGGCUAAAGGAGAACCGCCCAACUCAGAACUUCACCCCAUGAGGGUCCUGUUCCUCAUCCCCAAAAACCCUCCGCCCACGCUGGAAGGCCCCUACAGUAAACCCUUUAAAGAGUUUGUGGAGGCCUGCUUAAAUAAAGACCCUCGUUUUAGACCGACCGCUAAAGAGCUCCUGAAGCAUAAGUUUAUAACACGUCACACCAAGAAGACAAACUAUCUGACGGAGCUGAUAGACCGUUACCGCCGCUGGAAGUCUGAGGGACACGGGGAGGAGUCCAGCUCUGACGACUCGGACAUGGAUGCUGAUGGCGACGUUGAGCCGACCCCCAUGUGGAACUUCCCCACCGUCAAAUCUAUAAACCAGUUACAGCAGGGCUACCCGCCACCAGAUCCAGAGUCAGGAGAUCCUAUGAAACGACAGCCCAAGUCCCAGUGCUUGUCUGCUUUGGUAACGCCCAUUUUCAGAGAGCUAAAGGACAAGCGGCGGGCCAGUGGAGGAGGA
This is a messenger RNA of Cyprinodon variegatus (sheepshead minnow), 1490 nucleotides long. It is a transcript of the gene stk25b, whose product is annotated as serine/threonine-protein kinase 25-like. The transcript is spliced from 10 exons. The record is from RefSeq and is a predicted model, not a curated record. Gene Ontology annotation, biological process: protein phosphorylation. Lineage: Eukaryota; Metazoa; Chordata; Actinopteri; Cyprinodontiformes; Cyprinodontidae. Gene Ontology annotation, molecular function: protein kinase activity; ATP binding. The annotation marks the transcript as partial.